AUGAACCGCACCCUUGCUAUUCGUCUUGCGCGUCGUUCCCAGUUGCCUAGGCAGCUGGCAAAGGUUGCGAGCACGAGAGCGGUGUCAGGCACUGCCGCCGAGUCGCCUCAACAAGCGCGUCAUGGACAUCUGCCCGGCGUUCCCUCAUCAGCUAUUACAACUAAAAUGCACUUUUUCAACUCGGUCCUAGAGUCGAAGAGCAUCCCAACAUAUCGGGUAUUGGAUGGCUCGGGUGUAGUUAUUGAAGGGGCUGAAGUUCCCGAGAUUGACGAGGAGUUUGCGAGGAGAAUAUACGAGAAUAUGAUGCUGUUACCUGCGUUGGACACGGUAUUAUACAACGUACAAAGGCAAGGGAAGAUAAGCUUUUAUAUGACAUCCUAUGGGGAAGAGGCUAGUGUGGUAGGAAGUGCGGCGGCCCUCGCUGACACAGACGAAGUACUUGGCCAAUAUCGCGAAAUGGGUGUCCUGCUUUGGAGGAACUUUGGUAUUGAUCGCGUUAUGGCUCAGUGCUUUGGAAACGAACACGAUAAGAGCACCAAGGGGAGGCAGAUGCCGGUCCAUUUCAGUUCCCCCGAUCAUCACUUCCACACAAUCUCUUCUCCAUUAGCAACUCAAAUCCCCCAAGCUGCUGGUGUUGCUUAUGCGCUAAAGAGGGACCCAGCUCGACGAGGCAAAGAUGUCUCUGUCUGUUAUUUCGGAGAUGGCGCUGCCUCGGAGGGAGACUUCCAUGCAGGACUGGGGAUGGCAAGCGUCCUUGGAGGACGUAAGAACAAUGGUUUUGCGAUAUCAACGCCUACAACCGAACAGUAUGCUGGUGACGGCAUUGCUUCUCGCGGGCCUGGAUAUGGCAUGGAUACUAUUAGAGUUGAUGGGAACGAUGUACUUGCUGUUCUAGGUGCGGUCAGAGAGGCGCGAAGGCGCGCAUUGAGCGGCAGUGAUGGUGGACGGGCGGUACUCGUGGAGUGUAUGUCGUAUCGCGUCGGCCACCACUCAACUUCAGAUGACAGUUUUGCCUAUCGUGCGAAGCAAGAAGUAGAAGAUUGGAAGAAGAUUGAUAACCCGCAUCAUCGAUUCCGAAAGUUCCUUGAAUCCAAGGGAUGGUGGUCCCACGAUGAAGAGGAAGCACUCAAAGCAAAGCAAAAGCGCGACGUUAUGGAAGGGUUUAAAAAGGCAGAAGCAAUGAAGCGUCCACCACUUACCGAAUUGUUCACCGAUAUGUAUGAGGAAGGGAGUUCAGGGGAGCCUUGGACUAUAACCGAACAAAAAGCUGAGCUUAAGGCAUACUUGGAUAAAUAUGGAACAGCAUGGGAACCAUACGCGAAGGAAUUAGCGAAAUUUAAGUAG
Messenger RNA from Rhizoctonia solani, 1344 nucleotides. Its product is annotated as pyruvate dehydrogenase E1 component alpha subunit. Lineage: Eukaryota; Fungi; Basidiomycota; Agaricomycetes; Cantharellales; Ceratobasidiaceae. The transcript has 12 exons. Gene Ontology annotation, biological process: branched-chain amino acid catabolic process. The record is from RefSeq and is a predicted model, not a curated record. The coding region runs from base 1 to 1344 and encodes 447 amino acids. Gene Ontology annotation, molecular function: oxidoreductase activity, acting on the aldehyde or oxo group of donors, disulfide as acceptor.